Messenger RNA from Telopea speciosissima, 1448 nucleotides. RefSeq lists its product as uncharacterized. The record is from RefSeq and is a predicted model, not a curated record. NCBI's taxonomy places the organism in Eukaryota, Viridiplantae, Streptophyta, Magnoliopsida, Proteales, Proteaceae. Gene Ontology annotation, molecular function: oxidoreductase activity. The coding region runs from base 16 to 1404 and encodes 462 amino acids. The transcript is spliced from 9 exons. Gene Ontology annotation, cellular component: cytoplasm.
UUUCCGGAGCAGAGGAUGGUAGACUUUGCUCUCCUGAAGAACCCUAAUAAGCCAUUAAAUUUGAUCCCUUCGUGUCUGGGAAAAUUAGAAUCUCCUGUUGUUCGUUAUGCCCUCUUCCCACCAUACAGAAAAAUCGCCUCUACAUCGAAGUUGGGUACUGCCUCUUCGAUUCGUUGCGCUUCUUCUCCCGCCCAACGACCUCUUAGAUAUGCAGUGCUUGGAGCUGGCUUUGCCGGAUUGUCUGUGGCUUGGCAUCUCUUAGAGCUGGCAUCAAAUGAUUUGAGUCUAUGCAUUGAUAUCUAUGAUGAAGUUGGCAUUGGGGGUGGUGCUUCCGGGGUUGCAGGAGGAUUGGUUCAUCCUUAUUCCCCUAAAGCUAAACUUCUGUGGAAGGGCGCCGAGUGCUGGAAGGAGUGCUUAAAGCUGUUAAACAUUUCAGAAGCAUCUGUGUCAUCUAGGGAGUCAAAGAAUCUGGCUCAAGAAAAUUGUGUUGAUGAAUUACUAGUUUGGAGAAGGGGCAUCUUGAGGCCAGCUACAACCUUGAGGAAUGUGGAUAUACUGACUGAGAGCGCACAGAACUGCCUUGGAGAGUGCAGGAUAGAGUCAAUAGAUAAGGAAGCUGCUAGCAAUCUCAUACCUAAUAUUUGCAUGCCUUACAACUCUGCCAUUUAUAUGCCUGAAGCCAUAAAUAUCAAUCCUCAACCCUAUCUUAAGGCACUCUUCUUUGCCAGCGAAAAUCUAGCAGAAGAGUUGACUGCAUCAGGCUAUGGAGGAAAAGAAAUUUACUUGCACAAGAUGUCUGUUAACAGGCUCCUUGAACUAGGUGGGGAAUACAAUGCAGUGAUAAUCUGUCUAGGUGCCAAAGCAGAUAUGCUUCCAGAGCUGUCAGGGAAGCUCCCUUUGAGGACAUGUAGAGGUGUCAUUGCUCACCUACAGCUGCCUCAAGAUAUAAGAAAUGAAUAUGGGGAACAUAGCCCAUCAAUUUUGUCUGAUGCAUGGAUUGCUGCCCGGGGGCGUCACAAUCUUGUUAUAGGCUCAACAUGGAAGUGGAGAUCAAGAAAUUAUUCACCUAGUGUCUCUGCAGAGGAAGCUUCAAUGGCCCUUAAAGAGCUUAUCCCAAAGGUAUCUGCUGUGUACCCCCAUAUACAGAAUUGGACUUUCACUGAAGCAAGAGCAGGUGUCAGGGCCAUGCCACCAAAGACUCCUCUUGGGUCAUUGCCGCUUUUGGGUUGUGUUGAUGAUUUUGUCGAUGGGAAUUACAGGUGUAAAUACUGGUUGUUCGGAGGACUGGGUUCAAGAGGUCUGCUCUAUCAUGCAUGGCUUGGAAAAAUACUGUCCCAAGCUGUGCUUUCUUGUAAUGAAAGUUUAAUCCCUUCGGAAUUAACCUCAUGGAGAAAGCUCCAAUGAUUAUUGUUAAGAAAUGGAAGGAAUUUAGUCUCUGGUAUUUGAUA